Argiope bruennichi is the source of this 2907-nucleotide messenger RNA. Its product is annotated as zinc finger protein 782-like. Bases 907 to 2019 code for a protein of 370 amino acids. The transcript is spliced from 4 exons. NCBI's taxonomy places the organism in Eukaryota, Metazoa, Arthropoda, Arachnida, Araneae, Araneidae. The record is from RefSeq and is a predicted model, not a curated record. Gene Ontology annotation, cellular component: nucleus.
UCCUCCAGUGUUGCUUCCCCUCCACUGCUACUAAUGCUUCUCCCCCUUUGAACUUCUAAUGGGGGGUUCAAGCGUCCUCCGGUUAACGAGUCUCUUCAUGUUGUGCCGAGUUUUAAAACUAAAUUUAGAUUUAGAUAAAUUUUUUCUUUUUUUAAAAUUUUAUUCCAUUUUUCACAUUUUUUCAUCUUGCUCACCCUUCUUUUCCCAUCUUGUUGAUCAAGAUCUGAAAAUUUCAUUUGUUUUUUCAUGUGGUGUAGAUUUAUUAUAAGAUCUGUUACCCACUGAUGCAUUACGAAAAAGUUAACAAUUAAAAGCUUCAUGUGAAAGAUGUAACCACCAUAUCAUUUUUGAAUUCCAAGAUUGUGUUGUCACGAACCUAAAGAGAUGUUAAUGGGAAAAGCUGAUAAAUCAUCACAUCUUUCGGAAUAAAAGUGGUAACAAUAAGAGUGGUUUGACUUUUCAAAGACCUACAGCCUCAACUUGCAACAUAUAACGUAUCUUGAUGGUAUCGAGAACCAAGAAAUAAUAAAUUCCCCAAUACAUCAGUUUAGAAAUUUUUAAUCGCUCUAUCAUUUUUAUUAUUAGUUUACCCUUUUUAUUCACUUAUUUAAAAAAAAAACAUGCAUGGUUAUAGGCUUUUAAAUUGUAUUCAUCCCGAAAAUCUUAUUGGCAAAGUGAAAUGAAAGAGGUAUCUCUUGCUCGUGACAUGCAGAAAAAAGUGCUUUAAAAACGUAAUUUUCUCAUUGACCACUUAAUGGAGAAACUAUAUGCUUGCAAAUUUUGUGAUAUUCUUUCAGCUUCCGAAUGUAAAGAAGCGUUUUCAGGUGCAUGCUAAAGAGAAACCACAUACAUGUGAAAUUUGAUGUAGAGCAAUUUUUCAACGGUCGCAUUUAAAAAAUUCAUUUAAUGUCUCCUACAAAUAAGGAAUCAUACACUUGCAACUUUUGCAACAAAGUCUUUUCUGUGAUUUCCAAUUUUAAAAUUCAUUUACAGACGCAUGUGAAAGAAAAAUCAUAUACAUGCGACGUUUGUUAUACAGCUUUUUCUCGUAAUUGGACUUUGAAAAGGCAUUUACGGACGCACACGAAACCGCAAGCGUGUGAAUUUUGUAACAAACACUUUUCGGGUAAGAGGAAUUUGAAAAUUCAUUUACGGUCGCAUGCAGGGGAGAUAACAUACGCGUGUGAAUUUUGUAACAAACCCUUUUCGAAUAAGAAGAAUUUGAAAAUUCAUUUACGGACGCAUACGAAAGAAAAAUCGUAUACAUGCGAUGUUUGUUGUGCAGCGUUUUCUCAAAAUUCGAGUUUGAAAAGGCAUUUACGGACGCAUACGGGGGAGAAACCAUAUGCGUGUGAAUUUUGUAAUAAAUCCUUUUCGGACAAAAAUAGUUUCAAAAGACAUUUACGGACGCAUACGGGUGAGAAAAAAUAUAUAUGUGAAUUUUGUAACAUUCCCUUUGCAUAUAAGGGUGAUCUCACAAGACAUUUACGGACGCAUACUGGGGAAAAACCGUAUGCGUGUGAAUUUUGUAAGAAGCCCUUUUCGGAUAAGAGGAAUUUGAAAAGUCAUUUACGGACGCAUACGAAAGAAAAAUCGUAUACAUGCGACGUUUGUUAUACAGCUUUUUCUCAUAAUGCGAGUUUGAAAAGGCAUUUAUUUACGCAUACGGCGGAGAAACCGCAUGCCUGUGAACUUUGUAAUAAAUCCUUUUCGGAUAAGAGGAAUUUGAAAAGUCAUUUACGGACGCAUACGAAAGAAAAAUCGUAUACAUGCCACGUUUGUUAUAUAGCUUUUUCUCAUAAUGCGAGUUUGAAAAGGCAUUUGUUUACGCAUACGGGGGAAAAACCGCAUGCCUGUGAAUUUUGUAAUAAAUCCUUUUCAUAUAAAGGGAAUUUAAUAAUACAUUUAAGAUCGCACACGAAAGAGAAACCGUAUGCAUGCAAUAUCUGUGGUAUAAGAUAUUCUCAUUUUCUUUCUUUAAAGAGACAUUUGUCAAAGCAUAUCAUAGAAAAUGCAUGAAUUAUGCGCCUCCGAUGUUCAUUAAUGCGCUUGCUCGUGAGAGAACUUCGCCUCAUCUUAAAGAGAAAGGCUUAAUAUAAUGAUUUUGUAGUACGUUAAUGUUUCAUGAAACAAGGACCGAAAAGGUUAUUAUUUUACUAAAAUAUGUUGAAAUAAUCUCUUCUAGGAAUUCUAUUUGGUAUGACACGGCACAUAAUGCAUAUUCAUUGUUAUUAUACAGGGUAAUUCUUAUCCUUAAAUGAAUAUUCCAUGUUUGUACUAUUAAAGAAAACAAAACAAAGUGUAAUCUGGUUGCUGAUCCGAAAUUACAAAUAGCAGUUGAAAAAUUAAACUGUACAAUUAUAAAUAUUCAAUAGAAGCACCUCCAAAAAUCUUAUCCAGACGAUACGAUAACCCAUCACAUACCCUUUCAGUUUCUCCAAUAUCAUGCUUUGAAAGCCUGCUGCUAUGCAUGUUUUAAGUUUAUAAACAUCAGUUGAUAGCGGGCUAAUAAACACUUGCAAUUUGUUUUAACCCGAGAUGUGUAUUUUAAUGUGAAUAUGUUUUAUACAUAUGCGUUAAAAUGUUUCCAAUAAAAAUUUGUGUUUUAUUGAAAAGUCUUAUAAAUUUAUGUACUUCCCUUUUACUAUUGUGUGUGACUAUAAUUUGUGUAAUUUUUCUUCUGUAACAUUUUGUACCUCCUGAAAGUUUCAGAGCUGCGAUUUAUUAUAAGAAAUAUAAAAUCUAAUAUGCAGAAGUAUAUUUUUGUACGAAUGUGUUUCAAUUAUUGAAUUUAUAUAGCAUGGUUUCCUGCUUCAAAUCUGCAUCUUGUAUUAAACCAUUUUGUAUCGAAUUGUUUUUGUAAAUUUUUCCUUACAUUUCGAAUAUAAAGUUUAAAAUUUAGACGAU